Molecule: messenger RNA, 429 nt
Organism: Colletotrichum chrysophilum
Lineage: Eukaryota; Fungi; Ascomycota; Sordariomycetes; Glomerellales; Glomerellaceae
Exons: 2
Coding region: 1-429 (142 amino acids)
Source: RefSeq, a predicted model, not a curated record
AUGAAGUUUCUCCAGGUCGCCACUUUCAUGGCGUUGACUCUCAGUGGGGUUUACGGCGUUCCUCAGAUGCGUUCCGGCAAUGAGGUAACCGUCGAAUCCCGAAGCCUGGGAAACUCCGACGCGACUCUGUCUGGAGUUUCUCAUUCGGCCGAAAACAAGGAUAAGAGAGACAUCGAGGUCGUCAGCCGUCCCAAUGGGCCAGCACCGCCCUCGAAGGGAGAUCCACACGGACCCCCGAAGCGGUCCUUGGUCGGGCUUGUCAAGCGGCCUAAUGGGCCAGCGCCACCUUCUAAGGGCGAUCCCUCAACUCCCCCUAAGCGAGAUCUGGGACUUGUGAAGCGGCCCAACGGUCCUGCACCGCCAUCUAAGGGUGACCCGCAUGGGCCGCCGAAACGUGAUGUGACUGAAGAGGCUACCCAGGACGAGUGA